Molecule: messenger RNA, 1700 nt
Organism: Ceratina calcarata
Lineage: Eukaryota; Metazoa; Arthropoda; Insecta; Hymenoptera; Apidae
Product: EF-hand domain-containing family member B
Exons: 10
Coding region: 171-1700 (509 amino acids)
Source: RefSeq, a predicted model, not a curated record
AGUUAUUUGCAAAAAACUGUUUUUCGUGUGUAGUAUAUAUAUAAAAACAGCAACGGGCAAGGAGAUCGAUUGCAAUCGAUUCCGGAAUUUUAAUUUACUGUAACAAUAUUUUUUACGAUUCGUGUCAUAUUUCAACUUCUUCUUAAACGCUUAAUGCUUUUUAUUGAAAAAUGGGGGAUAGAUAUCAUCGUGUGACUCCAGAAAGCAAAUCGCUUUUAAAUACCGAAUCGCAUAAGAAAUUCAAAAGUAAUGAAGCUUCAACGUCCAACGUUAAACAGUGUCUUAAAGAAUAUUCGUUGGAAGACAAAGUCGAAGGUUUGAAAAAUAUGCUUGAACACAAUGAGAAACGUGCUGAAAAGCCGGAGCCACGCAUAAUCGAGACGUGUACUAAAGAAAGGAUAAUUGGUGUAAAGGAAUGUUUGCAACCGCAUUCGAUGUCAGCGUUUCAAACGAUCGUUUCUGAAUUAAGAAAUACCGUGAUGAACAGUUACUGGAACCAAGAAGUUGGUAAAACACGUUAUCAAGUUCCCAAUUUACCGGCUGGAAUGGACCCAUUAGAAGUCACUUUUGGAAAGAAACUAGUUUCUACGGGAACCGUGGCCGAUGCUCUUCAAGAGAUGAAAGUCUCUGACAUGCCGGAGAAAGAAGUCCACGAAAUGUACAUAAAAAGUCAUCAUGAUUAUUUACCGGCAGAACGAAUCGAAAGACGGUAUAAGAAACCGUUUGAAAAAGACAUGUGCUUUGGAGAAUCGAUGGAUAUUCUUGGUAUCGUCGACGGUGCACGAUUGAAAAGACUUGUAAAAUGGAUUAAUCCUGAACCUUACGCGACAGUUAGUUCCAAUUUAGCCGACUUUUUGGAACGUACCCACGCGCGCGUCGGGGAAACAAAAAAUAUAAAGAAUUCAUACAUGUAUAUGGAUAUGAAACACGGUAAAACGACAGCGAAAGAUAAAUAUGAGAAGUUGAACAUUAUGAGCGACUGCCCCGUAAACAACGAUGUACUGAUGCAACAAGAAUAUUUGCAAUACAUAAACAGUCUACGCCUGAGGUUCAAGAAGCUCGUGCCUCCAGUUCCAUUCACAGAUAUUCACGAAGACUUAUUUUGCCAGGACGAAAAUUACACCGACGUGCUACCAGAGGACAAAAUUUACUCGACGUUAGCAAGAUACAGAGUACACAUAAAUAAAGAUCUUUUGACACCUUUACUGGAUCUGCUUCAAAUACGAAAAGAGAAGAACGUGAAGUACAAAGAAUUGUUAGAUCUUUUAAAUUGGAAAUACCAUUUUCCCACGUUGCCGAAGAUAGAAAGAAUACCUCGGGAAUGCCAAUACUUCGAUACCUCAUAUGGCAGUACAAUAGGAAGUGUAGACAAAAUAGAUACUACGGACGUUCGAACGGCUGGAAUCUUGUCCAUAGACCCGGAUCAACCUACUGCUUACAGUCUCAUAUUUCCAAAUGUUUACACGAAACACGGACUCAGCCACUUAGAGUUGAUCAAAGUACGUUUAAAAAACGAAGUACGAAAUAUUUUUGAAAGAAUCGGAAUUACUUUUCCCGAGAACAACUUCGACGUGCUUUGGGAAGAAGGGACAAAGAUAAGUGGUACAGAUGACGUGUCCGUAGAGAUCUUUUUGAACUUACUCGAGCAGUUUAGUAAUCUGAUCAGCGACAAGUACGACGUAAAGCCAGAAACUCAAUAA